ACCACUGAACAAACCUCAGUAAGCAAUCUUUCUGCUUCUAAAACAACCCCUGAAACAUUAACCAUGCCAAGAGCUACAAGCUACUCUACAGCACACCUGUCAACUACUGCCCAAGAACCAACAAUUGGAAUGACUUCUGCAGGAAACACUAAAAGCAUGAAUCUUAAAACAACUAGUGAUGUCAUAUCGACUAUAUUUGAAAUACAUAGUGUGACCUCUGAGCCUUUUAAGAUAACUCAUGUGGAUAAAGACAAUACUACUCCCACCCUCAAAAACAAUACACAGGCAAAUCUAGAGCAAACCUCGGUUAGCAAUAUUUCCACUUCAGAAACAAACACUGGAACAUUAGCCACACCAAUAUCUACAGGCUAUUCCACAACACAACUGUCAACAAAUGGAUACUCAACCAACACAACUGUCACAGAGCCAACCCCAUAUUCUGAAUCAAUGACUACAACUGAUCCACUAGACACUGAACCAUUCACUAUAAUAUCCACUUUAGCAACUACAGACUCUUCAUUCACAUCCACUGAUAUGUCUUCUACAACAACUGAAAGUGCUAAUAAUCAUAACACAUCUUUAGGGAUAGAUUCCACUGCUUUAACAUCACAUGAGCUUAUGUCUGCAAACAAUACUCAAGUCUCCAUCACCUAUAGUACCAAAAGUCUGAUGAAUCCCACAGAAUCACUUGACACUGAGGCAACUGUGAUGGCACCAACUUCACUACCAAGAAACACAUCUGUGAAUGAAAGUCUUGCCUCUAUCACGACUACAGAUAGUCCCACUUACCCAACAAUCACCUCAAGUGAUCUUCUCAACACUGGUAGCAACACAACUGAUGUAAACACAUCUACAUCAAAUAAUGUGACAAAAUCAAUUUCAGCUACCACCACCACUGAACAAACCUCAGUAAGCAAUAUUUCUGCUUCUAAAACAACCCCUGAAACAUUAACCACACCAAGAGCUACAAGCUACUCUACAGCACACCUGUCAACUACUGCCCAAGAACCAACAAUUAGAACGAAUUCUGCAGGCAGCACUAAAAGCAUGAAUCCUAAAACAACUAGUGAAGACAUAUCGACUAUAUUUGAAACACAUAGUGUGACCUCUGAGCCUUUAAAGACAACUCAUGUGAAUCAAGUCACUAUUAGUUCCACACUAAAUAUCAAUACACAGGCAAAUCUAGAGCAAACGUCAUUUAGUGAUAUUUCCACUUCAGAAGCAACCCCUGGAACAUUAGCCACAUCAAUAUCUACAGACUAUUCUACAACACAACUGUCAACAAAUGGAUCCUCAACCAACACAACUGUCACAGAGCCAACCCCAUAUUCUGAAUCAAUGACUACAACUGAUCUACUAGACAAUGAACCAUUCACUAUAAUAUCCACUUUAGCAACUACAGACUCUUCAUUCACAUCCACUGAUGUGUCUUCUACAACAACGGAUACUGCUAAUAAUCAUAAUAAAUCUUCAGGGAUAAAUUACACUGCUACAACAUCACAUCAGCUUGAGUCAGCAAAAAAUACUCAAGUCUCCAUCACCAAUAGUCCCAAUAGUUUGACGAAUCCUAUGGACACACCAUACACCAAGACAACUGUAAUGGCACCAACUUUACAACCAAGAAACACAUCUAAGCUGGAGAAUAACACCUCCAGUAUGGCUACAGAUAGUCCCACCUACCCAACAAUUACCUCAAGUGGUCUAAGCAACUGGAAUGCAACUGGAAUAUCUACUGAAACGAUUAGGCCUACCUCCAAUAAUACACCAGAGACUGAUAAUGUAACUCAAAAUUCAGGUACAUUGCUGACUCUAGCAUCAACAGACUUUACAAACUUACGCCAUACAACAUCUAUGCCACUUCCAACACAACCAUCUGUGACAUCUGCAAUAGAUCAGUCCUCAACAACUUAUAGAACACAAAAAGCAGGUGUGUUUACUUCUUCAAUCUUAACAACACUUGAGACAUCAACCCCUCCUGAAGUCACCAAUCAAGACCAUUCAGUACCUGGUUUCAGACUGUCAACAUUAUUGAAAACAUCUAAAACAACGUCCAGCCCGGUGGCCAACUCUCUGCAAACUGAGGAAGCAGUUUCAAGACAAGCUAACUCCAACCCCAAAUCUACGGACACAUCCACAAUUUUUCCAACCACUCAAGAAAGCCAGACAACUUACAACACCCCCUUAGACUCAUUUUCUAUGUCUCCAUCAUCUGCUCUUACAACUGUAAGAAAAGACUCCAAUUCAGUCCUCGUGUCCACCCCGUUAGCGUCUGCACAAAACUCAGCAUUUGGGAUAUCCACGUACAUUCAAACAGGGCUAGAAAAUGUUGAUUCAAAAGGAACAACAACCACAGACACCCUCUCAAACAACAACAUACCUUCAACACCAACAGGUCAAACAAACUCAACAUUACCCAGCAACACCACCGGAGAAGGAAACAUUGAUAUUUCUGAAAAGUCGGAAAGGGGCAUCAUUGUGUUUUUCCUAAACGAACCCAAUGUGCCUGAGUUUAAAACAAUCACCUUUAAUUACCCACUGGUACAACAAGCCACGAUUAUGACAGCAGAUUCAAGACCAUGAAGUGCUCUUGACAGGUACUUUCACUUACCUUAAAUAAGCCAUCUAAAUGCAAAUACAAAGCUAGGCGUUUAAAAAAAAGCGACAUGGCUAAUUUUAAUUACAGGCCUCAAUUUCUCGGCCGAUUGCCUGGAAAUUGUAAACACUGUGAUGCUAUGGCACUUUCACUACAUUGCUCUGUUUGUUGAGCAUCUUGACAAAGCAACACUGGUUCAACUAAUGGUGUGAGUUUUGGGCAGGACUACAGUAUAUGCUGACCGACCAAUAGCAGAUGGGGGGUAGUGUUUGAGAAACCUCUGUGAGAACUGUAAUUAUUUUUGCAGUUCCAUUUGUUGAUGUUGUUGGUGCUUAAAAUGACACAAUUCACCUUGAAAGCUGAAGUGUGUAAUCACUGAGCAUGUCUAAAUGCAUGAUAACUACCAAAAAUCAACUAAUGAAACAAAUCUUUUACAAUGUAAGAAAACCGUGUUUACAUGGCAUUUGAAAUUGGAGUGUUUUUCCCUGCUUUUAACGUUCAAACAUAAACAAAUUGCACACAAUGGAUAAGUGGGCAAGAACGCCAGUAAAGGUGUUUACAUGCAGAGCGAAAUCAGGGUAAUGGGUUAAAAUGCUGUCUGUCAUUUUUUUUCUUGAAACGUAUAUGACCUACUGUAACCCCAAUAAAGGAACAUGUUGAUUUAUUAAGCAUAAUGGCUGUAAAAAGUGUUCAUGUAACACGCUCUGUCAAUAAUGACGAAAUUGUCAUGUUUGGAUGAAAUUUAUUACCAAACUGUGGGAAACAGAGAGGUAUGAACAGAGAGAGAAAAAGAAUAAAAGAAAUGCAUGAACUGAAAGUGUCACUCAGUUCCUGGCUUCUGUACAUACAGUACUGAAUGACUAUUGCAAUUAUUUAAAGAUCAAUCAGAUCGUUUGAUUAUGCAGUUACAACAAACAAACACACAUAAAAGCAUUCGGAGUAAUAGGUUACUUAUAAAUGAUUUGUUUGAAGACUAUUUUUCAUUUUAAUAUUAUAUCAAAUAUUAGUGUCGUUAUUGAGGGGGUGCAAUAAACGUGUAUUUAUAUUUCCGAAUGUAUGGGCUGGAGUGAUGACUUGAAAAUACUGAAAUAUUUGUAAUAUUACAUAUUACAUUUUUAUUAUUGUAUUGUAUAAAAUAUAUAUUUCAUUGUAGUUAUUAUAAGAUUGUAGUGCUGACUUUUGGAAAUAAAAUUAAAACCUGUCAGACAACACCAGUAAAGUGUUGCACAUAGACACUUUGCACAAAGAAACACAAAGAACACCAAAAGGUUAUAAGAGGUCUUAUAUGGCAUGUUUUAAUGAAGAAAUGAACAUGAGUUAUUGUAUAAUACAGUAUGCAUAGUUAAUUUAGCAUUUGUAUGUUUGUAUUGGCUAAAAAUAUUAGAUAUGUUUUAUUAUGAGAUGUCCUAGGAAUCUUGGUUGUUGUUGUUUUUCAUAUAAAAUAAAGCAACUAU
This is a messenger RNA of Myxocyprinus asiaticus (Chinese sucker), 4047 nucleotides long. RefSeq lists its product as uncharacterized. The record is from RefSeq and is a predicted model, not a curated record. Lineage: Eukaryota; Metazoa; Chordata; Actinopteri; Cypriniformes; Catostomidae. The transcript is spliced from 2 exons. The coding region runs from base 64 to 2580 and encodes 838 amino acids.